CUUAAAUUAAUCUUAUCUGAUUUAUUUAUAGAUAUAUUAAAGAAAUCCGUUCAAUUUAUGUUUAUUUUAACAAUGAAGCUGUUGACGACAAUUACAGUACUUUCACUAGUUGCGCAAUUUUUGAACGCGCAAGACUGCCUUAGCAGAGAUUUUAAUAACGGUGGAACCGUUUGCGUUUGCAACAUUGACCAUUGCGAUACAUUAAAACCAAUUGAAAAGGUAGAAAAAUCCAAAUUUAUUAAAGUUACAUCAAACCAGGCAGGUUUAAGAUUCCAAACAGAAGUUGGUCAAUUCGAAAAACAAAGUUUGACAGCUGAAAAUGUUAUCGAGAUUGGAACAGAAAAGUACCAAGAGAUCUUUGGUUUCGGUGGAGCUUUCACUGAUUCUACAGGUAUUAAUAUUAAAUCAGUAAAUGAAGAUUUGGGAAAUAAAAUAUUAAGUGCAUACUUCUCCGACGAUGGCCUUGAAUACAACGUAGGUAGAGUUCCUAUAGGAGGCACCGAUUUUUCCCUGAAAGGUUAUUCCUACUGCGAUACGCCUAAUGAUACCCCUGAUCCUGAUUUAACAAAUUUUGAAUUACAACCUGAAGAUUUCGAAUUUAAGAUUUCAAUGAUUCACAAAGCAUUAAAACUCAGAAACAACAAACUUGAUUUAUUCGCUUCAGCCUGGAUAGCACCUAACUGGAUGAAAACCAUUCCUGGAUUCUCUGCCAGAAAUUCUUACCUCAAAGACGAUAUGUACCAACCAUGGGCAGAAUAUUUUAUAAAAUUUUUGGAUAGUUACAAGCAGAAUAAUAUUUCGUUUUGGGGUAUAACUACUGGUAAUGAACCAAAAACAGCUUUAGGUGACAAUAAGAUACCAUCUGUCGCAUGGUAUGACGAUGGAAUGAUUAAAUUUAUAAGAGAAAAUUUAGGUCCUGCAUUGAGAAACUCGGCUCACUCUGAUAUUAAUCUUUUAAUUCUUGAUGACCAGACUAACAAUCUACUCGACACGGCUCAUCAGAUAUUGUUAGAUGAGAAAGUUAACGAACUUGUUAAUGGCAUUGCUAUUCAUUGGUAUGAAGAUUCUGAAGAUACACCAGCAAAUUUAGAUACUACACAUGAACUGCAUCCAAAUAAAUUCAUUUUAGCAACAGAGGCCUGUAACGGAUACAAGUUAAAUGACGUCAUACUAGGAAGCUGGGAAAGAGGAGAAAUGUACGCUGAAAGUAUCUUGAAAGAUUUAAAUCAUUGGGUGGUCGGAUGGGUUGACUGGAAUAUGGCUCUAAAUCUUCAAGGAGGACCAACUUUUAUAGCAAAUUACGUCGAUGCUCCCAUUCUAGUUAACGCUACAGCUGAAGAAUUUUAUAAACAACCAAUGUACUAUGCUCUUGCACAUUUUUCGAAAUUUAUUCCUAAAGGGUCCUUUAGAGUUAAGUCUUCUGUUAUCAAUGAAGUUAUUUCUACUGCAGUAACAAGACCAGAUGGUGCUACUGCUGUCGUGAUUUUAAACAAAGAUGACAAGGAUGUAUCAGUAACAGUAAGAGAUGCAGGCAGAGGCGAUAUCAAUGUUCAUUUGACAAAAAAAUCGAUAACAUCUAUUGUAUAUUGGUAGUAAAUUAUGUUUAAAGUGUAAAUAAAUUAUUUAAAAAACUUUCA
Molecule: messenger RNA, 1637 nt
Organism: Psylliodes chrysocephalus
Lineage: Eukaryota; Metazoa; Arthropoda; Insecta; Coleoptera; Chrysomelidae
Source: the annotation of a GenBank genome assembly